Molecule: messenger RNA, 1048 nt
Organism: Syzygium oleosum
Lineage: Eukaryota; Viridiplantae; Streptophyta; Magnoliopsida; Myrtales; Myrtaceae
Product: adenine phosphoribosyltransferase 4
Exons: 6
Coding region: 176-724 (182 amino acids)
Biological process (GO): adenine salvage
Cellular component (GO): cytosol; cytoplasm
Molecular function (GO): adenine phosphoribosyltransferase activity
Source: RefSeq, a predicted model, not a curated record
AAUAUACACUUCAGCCCCCCCUCUCUCUCUCUCCAUUUAAGUCAUGCCCGACCGUAGCUUUUGAACUGUGUCUGAGAGCGAGAACAGAAAGAGACUUCCUUUGCUUUUGUAUCUCUUUGGCCUCCCUCUCUCUCUCUCUCUCUCUGUUGCAUUGUGUUGAGCAGACAGAGCAACAAUGUCAGCUUACAAGGACAAUGAUCCUCGCAUCCAUGGCAUCAAAACUAGGAUUCGGGUCGUCCCCAAUUUCCCCAAACCAGGUAUAAUGUUCCAAGACAUCACUACUCUGCUGCUGGAUCCACAAGCCUUCAAAGACACCAUUGAUUUGUUCGUUGAGAGAUACCAGGGCAAAAACAUUUCGGUUGUUGCAGGGAUAGAGGCUCGAGGUUUCAUAUUUGGUCCUCCCAUUGCAUUGGCAAUUGGAGCAAAGUUUGUACCUCUGAGAAAGCCAAAGAAAUUACCUGGGGAAGUUAUCUCAGAAGAGUAUACCCUAGAAUACGGAAGAGAUUGUCUUCAGAUGCAUGUCGGAGCUGUGGAACCUGGUGAUCGGGCUUUGGUGGUGGACGAUUUGAUUGCCACUGGCGGAACUCUUUGUGCGGCUAUGAAUUUACUAGAACGUGUUGGUGCUCAAGUAGUUGAAUGUGCAUGUGUCAUUGAACUUCCGGAUUUAAAGGGACGUGAGAGGUUGCAUGGCAAACCAUUGUAUGUACUCGUGGAGUCCCAUUGAUUGGGGGACGAUGCUCCAAAGACAGCAAAGCGCUCCACAAUGUACAUUAAGAGGGAUUCAUGAUAGCUUCUGGGCGGGAAUAUGCUGUUCAUUCUUCUCUGUUUCGAUUGGGUGGAGAGAAUUUUGAAGUCUGCUGGUUCAAAACCCUCUAUUCAUCUGGUAGGUUAGGCUAAAAAUUCGAACUACAUAAAGGGCUACUUUGGCAGAAGAUGGUAGGAAAUUUUCAAUUAUACUUUCUCAAGUAUAAGAACGACAAGGGCUUUUGACCUUGUGGUGGUGGUGAUUCAUCCUUUGCCAAAUCAAAGAAGCCUUAAAUUCAAUUCA